AUGGCUGCCCGCGAAUUUAGCCUGUCAUUCGAAGCCGCCCCUCCUGCCUCCGUGCGCCCCAGCCAACCAAUCAACCUGGCCGUAUCAGUGCGCCCAGUCGGCACUCCUUCUCCAAGCGUACAUGCCCUCGUACUCAAUGCGUCCCUGCGCAACGAAGCCAGUACCGGCGCCGCGGCAGGGUUAACCGGCAACCUGACAACAAGCAUAGCAACAAGCGGCUCUGCAAGGUUCACCAGCUUAGCAAUUUCGACACCGGGAAAGUACCGACUGCGCGUGAUGCUCGCUACAGCCUCGCCCAAUGGCAUCGUCACCAAAGAAUUUGUUGACUCCGGGAUUAUUACUGUUGCGCCAUAG
Penicillium verhagenii is the source of this 354-nucleotide messenger RNA. RefSeq lists its product as uncharacterized. Lineage: Eukaryota; Fungi; Ascomycota; Eurotiomycetes; Eurotiales; Aspergillaceae. The coding region runs from base 1 to 354 and encodes 117 amino acids. The transcript has a single exon. The record is from RefSeq and is a predicted model, not a curated record.